Messenger RNA from Alosa sapidissima (American shad), 1272 nucleotides. RefSeq lists its product as uncharacterized. NCBI's taxonomy places the organism in Eukaryota, Metazoa, Chordata, Actinopteri, Clupeiformes, Clupeidae. The transcript is spliced from 6 exons. The coding region runs from base 380 to 1117 and encodes 245 amino acids. The record is from RefSeq and is a predicted model, not a curated record.
UUGUUAUGUUCAUCGAGUCUUACUUCAUUUCUUACUGGAAUGGGAAACCCAGAAAUUCCUUUUCCUCAGGGUUAACUAAUUCAGAUUUUUAAGACCUGCUUUCUGGAAUGUUGCUGCAAGUGAUUUUGUUAUUAUAUUGUGUUGGCUCUUUUGUUGCCCAUGUUGAGGGGAGAUCAAAGAAGUGUAAUUAUAUGGUAGUGGAUAAUUGCCUAUAGGCUUGUGCUUCCGUAGUUGCAGGGGCAGGACAUUUUUAAGUCCACUUGGCUGGGCUAGGUUGGGCAGGAACGCCCUUUCAUUUGCUUGAGGAACAGCUAUCCGGACAGUGUUGAGCUGAAAUGGUCACAGAAAGAAACACAACAGGUCAACUUUAAAGCUGAGGAUGAAUCUAAAAUGGAAUGCUUGUUCUAUCGUGGCUAUGUGGCUGCGUAUGGCCCAGGGCUUAUCGGUACACUUCACAAAUCCACAUCCAUUCCAUGUUGCUCUGGGUAGAGAGCUUGUACUGGAGGCUUUCAUAGAGAAGAUUCCUGUUGAAAAGAUCUUCAUGGUGGCGUGGGAGUGCAAUACUGCCGCAGGGUCCAGGAGACUGGCAACCUGGCAGGGUGACCCUGGUAAAACGCAAGGCCCCAGAAUCAGUAUAGAGAAGGAAGGAGCUACUCUGAAGAUCUCUGGUGUUCGGGACUCAGACUUUGGCCGCUACACCAUCACUGUCACAGACCAAGACGGGACACAAACAUUUUCGGAAAAAGACGUUAGCAAAAGCGAGGAGCCUCCAAAGGCGUCUGUUAAACUCCAGUGUGACGUGUCUGGUGAGAGAGCCCAGUGGGACAGUCCUGUGAUCACAUGGCUGGUUGACGGUGUGGAGGUGACCAAUGAGACAUCUAAUAUAUCUGAUGCAGGUAGCAAACUCCACCUGCAAGAGGCAAAAGGCCAUAACUACACCUGCAUCAGUAACAGCAGCUUGGGAAUCAGUGUGGCUCAUUUCAUCAUACCAGAGUAUGACAAACCACAACAUUGCACCGCGGCGAUCUCAAUCGUCUUAGGGGUUGUUUUGUCCAUUGUGCUGCUUGCAAUAGGGAUACUUUGGUAUCGGUCUAGGAGACGAAAACAACUGAUCUGAACCCACAACUUUUCUGGCUACUGCACCUUCACUAUAGCACUAUACAGCAGGACAUUACAGGGUCUGUGUUUACCUCAAGUGACUAAAACUAUUCUAAAAGUUUAUCAAUUAUUGUUAAUAACUAACUAACUUCUAUUAAAGUCAUAUUUCUGGGA